GCGCUGGGUGGCGGUGGCGUAAUCUCGCAGCCUCUCAGCCUCUCCUUCCCUCCGCCUCAGUUUGGGGCGGGUCCGGAGAAUGGCUUCGGACAUAGAGUCGUCGCUCGAGGCGAGCUUCUCAUCCAGCGGUGCAGUGUCAGGGGGCUCAGGGUUUCUGCCACCGGCUCGCUCCCGCAUCUUCAAGAUAAUCGUGAUUGGCGACUCCAAUGUGGGCAAGACGUGCCUGACCUACCGCUUCUGCGCCGGCCGCUUCCCCGACCGCACCGAGGCUACGAUCGGGGUGGAUUUCCGAGAACGAGCGGUGGAGAUUGAUGGGGAGCGUAUCAAGAUCCAGUUAUGGGACACAGCGGGGCAAGAACGAUUCAGAAAAAGCAUGGUCCAGCACUACUAUAGAAACGUGCAUGCUGUUGUCUUCGUGUAUGAUAUGACCAACAUGGCGAGUUUUCACAGCCUGCCGUCUUGGAUAGAAGAAUGCAAACAGCAUUUGCUAGCUACCGAUAUACCACGGAUUCUUGUUGGAAAUAAAUGUGACUUGAGAAGUGCCAUUCAGGUACCCACAGACUUGGCACAAAAAUUUGCUGACACACACAGUAUGCCUUUGUUUGAAACCUCUGCUAAAAACCCCAAUGAUAAUGACCAUGUGGAAGCUAUAUUUAUGACCUUGGCUCAUAAGCUUAAGAGCCACAAACCGCUAAUGCUUAGUCAACCCCCUGAUAACGGAAUUACCCUGAAGCCUGAACCAAAGCCUGCAAUGACAUGCUGGUGCUAAAUCACGGUCUUUAUUACAGUAUCUAAUAUUGACUAAAGAAAUACUUCUGAAGUAUGACAGUGAUAAGUCAUAGAAUUUAAUCUCACAUACAAUGGAUCAUCCUGACACGUUACUGUUUAUCAUUGUCAUGCUUAUUUUUGUAUUUUGUGUCUACUUAAUCAAGUUUGUCACUGUGACACCACAAGGAAAAAGUUUUCAGGUGAGGUUGAAAUGAAGCAAUAUUAGGAUGAAUCAGAACAUCUUUGCAUUGAGAGCGCAAGGAGGAGGCUUCAUAUGAGAGCAUAAUGGGAUUUUAAGAGUCAGUGAUUGUUUAAUCCUGUGUUCCUGGAAUUGAAAAAAUAUAUUAAGGGUUUAGGGCACUUACUGGUAUGUCCUUUGAAUAGGAAGUAUUCUCAGUAGGAUAAAACUGGUAUUUGCCUCUCCCUAGAGUUCUUUCUUUGUAUUGUUAGUAUAUUAAUUGCAUUAUUAUUGGUACAUUUUAAGAGCUAAGACUUCAGAUCUGGUAGAAGAAGACCUAGAAUGUUUUCUGGUUCUCAGCCCAGAAAGAAUGACUUUCCCAAGGUUCUAGAUGUUUGAUCUUUGUAAACAGUGUCAAUCAGGUCUGUAAAAAUAUCAUUGUCAUUUUUAAAAAGAGUAAUUCUAUAAAAUAUGCAGAAGUAAAUCAGAUUUUAAUGCAAAUGAAAUGACAUAAUAAGGUGCUUUAUACUUUACUUUGUUAUAUUUAAAUAGUAAAAAACUAAUUGAAAGAUUUGAGAAGUUAUAGUUUACGGGAAAUAAAUAAACAUGGUUCCUGACUGCCACAAGAGACCUUCCAGCUCUGGGCUUUUAGUCGUUUCAGACUGUGUUCUGAUAUAGGAUCUCAUGCUCCCCCCAUCCCCAAUCAACUUAAUGCCUAAACGCAUUCAUCAUCUCUCUUCCAUUUGAAUUGUAACUCUGAGGGCACACCUAUAAUUGCUGUGAGUCUGCAUUUAUUUCUGUAAUAGAAUUGUGUCAUAGUAUGCUGCUGUUUAGAUCUUUAAAUCUUAUGGUCACAACAAACUACUCCUCCUCAGUAUGAAAAAUAAAUUAGGUAUUACAGAAUAUCUAGUCAAUUCCUCAGUGAUGGAAAGAAUAUUUCAGAAAGUAUUUUACCCUAAAUACUUUUGUUUUGAAUGUAAGAGUUUGCACAUAGGAAAUAAUAAGCUUGCAUAUGACGAUAUUACAUGAAUGGAAUGUAAGCCAUGAACUCUAACUGAAGUGUGCACAUUCACUAAUUCUGAAAGAUUGCUGAAUUUACCAUUCUAGAGGACAUUAAGCCGAAAGGUGAUUAUACAUAAAAUAUUUUCAGAAUGUGGGAAACCAAUGAAAUAUGUGAUCUAAUCUAGUUUAGAAUUUUUUACUUAAUCAUGGUGGUCCUGGUUGAGUAAUUUAGUUAUAAAAACAAGAUAAUUCUAUUAAAUAAACUAACUGAAAAUAAUAAUUAAGGGAAAUAAUUAUUCUAUUUUAAACACUAGACCUUAAGGAAAAAGAAAUUGUAUUUGUUUUUAAUGAGAUGAAUCCAUUUUUCUUAUCAUGCUAGAAUUAAAAGUGGUUUGACUAUAUCUAAAUUGAUAUUAAUUUGUAACUAUUUUUAUAGCAAAACAAUGACAGCUGUUAUCAUUGUUGUGGGUGUUAACAGUUUUUUAAAGAAGGGAAUCUGUUUAUUGCUUAUCAAAACAUUUUCUAAAGUGGGGGAAGAAAGUUUACAGACUUUCCAAGCACAUUUAUGUUUUUUCAAUGCUGUUAUUAAUAUUUUUUUUUAAGUAAUUUAACUUUAUUUCUUUUUGUAAGGAGUGAGUAGUAAGUAUCCUUUAAAGUUCUCUGAAAGGACUUAUUUUUUCCACUUUAAUAUUUAUUAAUUUAAAAAUAUUUGUAUCCCAUUCGUGGUGAUUUGUUUUCAUUUUUAAAAGGAACAUACUUAUCAGUUGAAUGGGGAUGAAACUUUUAGAUAUUUUCCAAAAUAUUUAUAAAACACCAACUAUUGACAAAUCACUUCCAAAAUGGUGGCUAUUAUUAAUUUUUAAUGCACAAGUCACAAGUUUUAUAACUCCUGUGUGAGUUUGUUUUAAUGGUGUCCUUUAGUUGAAAACUUUAGAUAUGUUUUGGAAAAGUCAUAGUUUGGGAGAACACCAAAGGAAGCUAAUCCAGGCUAUAAUAAAGUUAGUUCAUAAUGACAGUAUGUUGCUAAUACAUUUCUUCUUGAAAUCUAAACGAGAGUUAAAUAAUUUUGUUGUGGAGUAGUGUCACUGUAAUUUUGCCCUCAUGAAGUUCAAUAAACCAGCUUUGACAUAAGGAAA
Messenger RNA from Odocoileus virginianus texanus, 3084 nucleotides. It is a transcript of the gene RAB33B, whose product is annotated as RAB33B, member RAS oncogene family. Gene Ontology annotation, biological process: Rab protein signal transduction; regulation of exocytosis. The record is from RefSeq and is a predicted model, not a curated record. Gene Ontology annotation, molecular function: GTPase activity; GTP binding. NCBI's taxonomy places the organism in Eukaryota, Metazoa, Chordata, Mammalia, Artiodactyla, Cervidae.